CGUUGAAACAAUCGCCACCAGCAAGCAACACCCGCCCCACAAUUGGAGCCGCCACAGAUCGGUGGCGGAUGCCUCUCUCCUUUGUAGUAGGUAUACCUAUAGUCUAGUAUUCAUUUCUCUAUUCUCUGCUCUUCACUGCUCUGCAACACCAGCAACAACGUGCCAUAGAUAAAAUGCUCACAAGAUGCUAUUUUGAGUUUUCUUAUUUUCCUUUUUCAGUGGGAAAAGAAAAUUAAAUUAAAUCGGUCGAUGAUCGGAAGCAUAGUAGACUUUUGCGUUCAAGUCUAGUAAACAAAUAAACUCAAUCGAGCGUUGGAAUUUUAUUCCCAUUGUGUCAACUUAUUGUCAAAAAAAAAAGACAAAACAAAAUAUAAAUAAAUAAAAAAGAUCUAACAAAACAUUAGAAUCGAGUUCACACACAAAAAAAAACUUGUGCUUUCUAACGAACGCGCGCGUACGGGACAGGGGCACUAUCGAAAUCGCAACCAAAUCAAUUGCCCCAAUCGCUUUUGAUUUACUCAGUGUGCGAUUCCGUAAUGAAUUUCAUUUCAAAACUGAUAGCACGACCAAAGAGUCUCAUUGCGAGUUCAGACGAUAUGGAGCAGACACCAGUACUAGUAUCGCCGGUUAAUACUGCAACUCCUUCUUCAGCACAAUCUCAAACUCAAGAAGCAACUAUAGAAGAACUCCUUGUACAGAUCAACGACAAUCUUACAAAUCAGACGAGUGUAGCGUUAUCGGGCGGCAAUCAAAAACAAUUGGCAACAAAAGCAACAACACCAAAUAAUAAACAGCAACAGGAUUUUAAACAAGUUGGUGCUGCAGCAAACCAUGUUGGUUUUAAUCGUAGCAGCAAUGAAUCUCUAAGUGAAAAUAUUAGCAAUAAAUCUGAGAAAAGAAGCGUUGGAUUUGCAGGUAGUAAAGAAACAUCAAUAGACUCAGUCUCAAUUGAUCUUCCUGUUGGAAUUUUAAAGCCAUUCAACAUUGUUGGUCAAUCAGUGUCUUCCCUCGAAGACAGUCUUGUUUCCUCACUCGCAGCAAAUUUAGACUCUGUACUUAGGGUUUCAACUCCUGAUGAAUUCAAUCGAUCUAAAUCGCUAUCAGUACCGCUUGAAUCCGAAUCAUCGGGUAGUCAUGUAUCCUCAGACAAUGAAACCUACGUCGAAUGUCGCUCAUUUUCCCCCAGCGAAGAAUCGAAUCGUUUUACAAGUGCCUUAGACUUAGUAUCUAUUGCAGAUCCAUCUCUUGGAUGGGAAGAUCUAGUUACAUCAGUGUCAGAAAUGGAUAUUGAUAGUUUAGAAAACAUUAAUGAACAAUUAGAUGGUCAACUGGAUAUGACACCAACAGAUUCUAAUUCAAAUUUGGGCAUUCUUAAUCUGGCAGACGAUGCUAAAAUUGAACCAAGCAUCAUAAUUUCUCAAGAUGGUGAUCCUACUGUGUGUCCAAAAUCCGAACAGACUCCCAUCGAAAAUGAAGAAAAUGCUCAUUUAGAUUUAACAUCUUGCAUGUUACCAGAAGCAGUGGCAAAUUUAAUAGAAAACGUCGAUGCCAAUUCGUGUGACAAUACCAAUGAUGAUCUUGAAAAAUGUCAAGAACUUCAAAUAGUCCCAACUACCAUUGAAGAUCUUAAUCGUUCGCAAAGAAGCGUAUCUUCAGAUUUAAAUCGAACCAUUGAAGGAACUGACAAAGAAUACUUCAAUAAUGUUACACUAGAAGCAGACAAAGCAUUUGCUUUGCAAAAUAAAUCAGUUAGUUUAGCUGAUAUUAUAAAUGAACCAAAUACCAAUAACAGUAUUGUACUUUCAUGGGCCAAAGUAGAACAAACUGUAGAAGAACUUUCUGCAAACAACUCCUCUCAAAAAGAAGCCAAUGAAACUCAAGAACUUUUGAGUUUUUCGUUAACUCAAGGUUCGGAAGAUGUUAAUAUUGAGGAAAAAAAUUGUGAAAAUCAAUGUAAUAUAACACAAGAACUUAGUGGUUCCUCAUCCUCUCAACAUGUCGAUGAUGUUUGUAGUGAAAAGAUACUGUCUAGAACUGUUGAUUCUGAGAAUGAAAAAUCAACAGAGCCCUUACAAGAAGGCUCUGUUUCGCCAGCAGUGCAAGAAUUAAGUGUUGAAAAUGCAGGUGAAAUUUCGGAAAACAAAAGUGAAAAUGAAGCUAACCUAACUCUCGAACUGGAUUGUCAUCCAUCGUCUCUACAGAUCGAUGAUUUCAAUCCCGACCAACCUUUACCUGAAACGCCAUCUGAUAAGCUUAGUUUGAACCUACAGUUUCCUGUUAAAACGACACGAGAUAAAAGCUCAUUUCCGCAUUCUCCUACCCAAGAAAAUCUGUCUUCUGACUUUUCUAAAGUUGAUGAAGAACAAAUUAAAUCCCAAACAUCCACAGAGGUGAAAACAGAUGAAUGUUCUGAAUUCAAUAAAACUAUAGAAAUCUUAGCAACAAGUCCAAAAGAAACAAAAACUAAUGAUCCAAAAGAAGUGAAUGGUUUAAAUAACCCUUCUAAUGUAACAAUAAAUUUAAAAGAUUUAAGCCCUACCGCUACAUUUGUCGAUGAAACAAAUACUAUGGAUAGUACAUUUAGUGCACCCAAAAUUAAAUCGCCCAAUGCACUUGAUCAGACAUUCAAUGGAGGUGAAUUAAAUCAAGUAAAUAAUGAAACUAUUGUAAUGGAGAAUGUACCAGAAGUAGCCAAUGAAACGGUUACUUAUGAACCAAUGGAUGUUGACGUGGAAAUGAAAUCACCAAAUCCUAAUGAAACUGUCUCUUAUCAGACGGAUGCUCUGCCAUCCACACUGUCUAGUGAGUCAUUGAGCGAGAAGGAAAAAUGCGAUACUUUAAAUGAAAAGGAUGUUUUUGUUGAAAAGUGUGCAUCAAAUUAUCAAACAGAAGUCGACGAUAUGUUUAAGGUACCGAAAUGUUUGGGCUUUCCCGGACAGAAAGAUGUCCAGCCAUCUGAUUUAGCCGCCGAUGAAGAUUUUCAGUCAAAUCGAAUUUUCCUAAAUCCAUCAGAUUUUGAUUUUCUAUUAACCAAAGGCAAUAGCAAUGGUGUGGAAGGCGAUCGAAGUUCAUUGCUAUUAAGAUUCGACCCACUAUUGGGUCAUUCAGUGCCUGUUAAUCUACCGGUGAAAGCAGGUUCUUCCACACUAUUAUCAUCAUCAUCAACUUUAUCUGCAGCCGCCGCUUCCUCUUCGGCAUCGUCGUGGUCAAGUGACAGGCAGCAACAUCAACAGCAGCAUCAGGAAUUCAACAUUCAAAAUCGCCUUAGUCCAGCAAAUGAAGAGGAAGAACAUUUUUAUGAUAGUAAUAGAUCAUUUCAACUGGAGAACGGGUUAACUCAAACUAAGCCAGAAGAGCCACCAGCAAUUGAGCCGAGAAGACAACAACAACAAAAGCAGAAACCCAUACAAAUCACAGCGAGGAGCUUAAAAAACUGUGCGCAGGUUUCUCAAGAACGGAAGAAUGUCAAAAUGAGUGUCGACGUGAUGCAGGACAUGAAAAUUGAAAACGAUAGCAAAUCCAUUGAAGAAAUUGACACGCAAACUGAUAUAAAACAAAAUUUUAAAAUGGAUGAACUCGAGAAGAAGAUCAAAAAUGAAGUUCUUAAAACAGAGGAUAUAGAAAAGAAACUUAAGGAGGCUGAACAACGUGAAGAAGCUUUAAUCAAAAGGAUAACAGAAAAAGAUAAAGCAAUUGCCAAAAUGAAUGGUGUCAUUGAAGCGUAUGAAAAGGCCAUCGCAGAACUUAUAUCAGAAAAAGAACAUAUAUUACAAAAUUAUGAGAAACAAUUAACAGAAGUCAAAGCAGAUCGAGAUUCUAAUUAUCAUCACUUAACCUCGUUAGAAACAACUUUCUCAGAUUUGCAUGUUAAAUAUGAAAAGAGCAAGGAAAUGACAGCUCAACUUAAAAGUAGUGAAGAAGCAUUACUAGCUGAAAAACGACAAAACCUGGAGAACCUUAGGUUACAGGAACAGCGGUACGAAAAGAUGAAAAAUCAUGCCAUGCAGCAAUUAGAAAUUGCGAAUAAAAAACUCGAAUCCUUAACAAAGAAUCACUCAAUGGAGAUAACAAAACUGAAAGCUCUUCUCAAAAAAGAAGAAAUUUCGAGGGCCUCUAUGACCGAGCAAUUACAACAAAAAACCCGAGAAAACGAGGAACUUGUUAAAAUAUGUGAUGAACUUAUCAAUGGCCAAGGAAGUUAAAGUCGUUAACGGGGUUUAACUUUCUCUAAAAUUUGUUUUCCACUUAAGUUUACAAAUCGAAACAAAAAAAUGAAACAAAAAUAGUACUUCGUUUGUUUUUUUUCUUGUCGUGUCUAAUAAUUAAUUUAAAUACAAUUGUUUAUAAUAUUUUUUUUUUGUUAUAAUUAAACUAAUAAUUUAUUUCGCCAAAAAAAAAUAAAAAACAAAACAAUACAAUGAGAUUUUCGGCGACAAACAAAGAGAAAACUUAAAAUAACAGUAUAACAUUGAACAAUUAAAAAAAUAAUAAUACGAAACAAAAAGUA
Messenger RNA from Episyrphus balteatus (marmalade hoverfly), 4507 nucleotides. RefSeq names its product transforming acidic coiled-coil-containing protein 1 (gene tacc). Gene Ontology annotation, biological process: mitotic spindle organization; cell population proliferation; cerebral cortex development. The coding region runs from base 537 to 4202 and encodes 1221 amino acids. Lineage: Eukaryota; Metazoa; Arthropoda; Insecta; Diptera; Syrphidae. The transcript has 13 exons. Gene Ontology annotation, cellular component: cytoplasm. The record is from RefSeq and is a predicted model, not a curated record.